AUGGCUCCGCGGGGCUUCGCUAAGUCUUGCGCGAAGAGAUCGGCCCGAAUACCUCUGACGUACGGAACUACAUCCACACAGCAGCUCUGCGCGAGACACCUCGAUGACAGAGUCGUUACUUUCGCAGUUGUGGUGCGUAUCGUGCGGCUUUUCUUGUUUCGAAGUCCUUUUGUCCGCACGAAUCUGAACCAUGAUCGCGCCUCCCUCCUGAGUUUCUCGCCUCAGCCCACCCACCAACCCAACAUCUACCACCAGCUCCGCAAAAUCGACUCCGUGUUGCCACGACGCGCGAACAGCAAAUUUCUUGCGCCCCUCACUUGUGACUCUAGGUCUGCAGCUCCAUACUCGACGAGCCUCGACAAGGCCUCGAGCGUCUCCGAAGGGCACCUUCAUCGCACGCAACCCGUCUGCCGAACACCCCCCCAGAACCUCUGA
Messenger RNA from Alternaria burnsii, 435 nucleotides. RefSeq lists its product as uncharacterized. The record is from RefSeq and is a predicted model, not a curated record. NCBI's taxonomy places the organism in Eukaryota, Fungi, Ascomycota, Dothideomycetes, Pleosporales, Pleosporaceae. The transcript has 2 exons. The coding region runs from base 1 to 435 and encodes 144 amino acids.